Messenger RNA from Synchiropus splendidus (mandarinfish), 4196 nucleotides. It is a transcript of the gene kansl3, whose product is annotated as KAT8 regulatory NSL complex subunit 3. The record is from RefSeq and is a predicted model, not a curated record. The transcript has 22 exons. Gene Ontology annotation, biological process: positive regulation of transcription by RNA polymerase II. The coding region runs from base 246 to 2831 and encodes 861 amino acids. NCBI's taxonomy places the organism in Eukaryota, Metazoa, Chordata, Actinopteri, Syngnathiformes, Callionymidae. Gene Ontology annotation, cellular component: NSL complex.
CAGACGCUUUAUUUCCCUCCUUUUGUGGUCGUGCCUGUGAGCAUGGUGUGAUUAAAGAGAAACGGUUUGAAGCAGCUUGGGCGUGGAUAUGUACGUCAGACCAUGCUAAGCUAAGUUAGCAUGUUGUUGAGACUCCUAGCUUACAUAAUAUCGGAAUACGACAGUAUUCCAAGGCGAACUAAGUUCAUCCUGACUCAUCAGAAGUUGCUUUUUAGGGGUCUUCGUGGCCCAGGAGAGAGAGGAGGAUGCAUCGCGGCGGGGAUAAAGACUUUCAAACAUCAGCGAGGAAGAUGGGAACAUCAUUGCUUUUCCAACUUUCAGCACAUGAACGUGAGCUGGAUUUAGUUUGCUUGGAUCACAGCUAUGCCAAGCCGUGGAAUGCCCACCCUGAUGCCAGCAGUGCAAGGCCAACCAGGACACUCUUUGUGACCCCACGGCGCCAAACUGAAUCAUUAUCAGAAGCUGAUCCAUUAAUAGACGUGGACGGUGUUGUUCCUUCCCCUCUUCCUUUAUAUGAUAAUCAGAAGGCUUUAAGUGUGAUGAAGGAAUGUGAGCGGCAUGUACUGUUUGCUCGCACCCUUGCUGAUGGUCCACCGCCUCCCGACGACUGGGAAGAACAUAUAAACAAGAGUGGAUGGUCUGUACCUCAAAACAAAUUAUUUAAUAAAGUGCUCAAAGCUCUGCAAGCUGAAAGGCUUGCACGUCUAGCAAAUGAAAACGCAUCCAAUGAACCAAUAUUGAGGCGGAUAGCUGUAGACAAAUGUGCCCGAAAGGUGCGGCACGCACUUGCUAGUGUCAACUGGGAAACCAAAUUGACGCAAUGGCUACACAAUACGAUGGUUGAAUCAUUGAGUCUUGCCAUGCUGGCCGCAUAUUUGGAUGUGCUGCAGACCCUAAAAAGCAAGUUACCCUCGCUGAUCGAUAGGAUGCUUCUGAGCACCUCUGGAAAAACGAACACACCAAGUGCCGAGGCCUUGUCGUUGCUACUCAAACGUCCCUGGGAUCCAGCAGUGGGGGUUUUGUCUCAAAACAAACCAACCAAGCUUCCCGGGUCUCCCCUCAUUCUCAUUGCCCCGUCAUGUCCCACCAAUCCUGCCCUUCCAACUUCUCGACGAAUGAGAUUCUGGCAGUCACAGCUCUCCUGCUUGGGAAAGGUCAUUCCAGUUCACACUCAUGUCAACAGCAACUCCAGCAUUAGUGUAACGCAGUGUCUUGAGCACAUGCUGGGUACUGUCAGAGCCAAAGUCAUGGAGGUUCACAGUCACUUCCCCCACAAACCAAUUGUCUUGGUUGGCUGGAAUGCUGGUGCACUAAUUGCUUGUCAUGUAUCCCUCAUGGAGUAUCUGACUGCGGUUGUUUGUCUUGGCUUUCCGCUGCUUUCAGUAAAUGGGCCACGAGGGGAUGUGGAUGACCCCCUGCUGGACAUGAAGACCCCGGUGCUGUUUGUGGUUGGUCAAAAUGCACUACAGUCCACCAUUGAAGGCAUGGAGGAGUUCAGAGAGAAGCUGAGGGCCGAUAACAGCAUGGUGGUGGUGGGAGGAGCAGACGACAACAUCCGAAUAAGUGCAGCAAAGAUGAAGUCCGAGGGCCUGACUCAAACUAUGGUGGACCGUUGUGUCCAGGAUGAGAUUGCAGAUUUCUUGUCAGGUGUACUCAUUAGGCCAGAGAGUCACAGCCACGCUGCAGGAGAGAUGAGGGACCUGGAUACAGAGAAGAAGAAGAGAUCAAGACGAGAGCUUCCUUUUGACAUUGAGAGAGGACGGCCUUCUUCCCCUGCACUUCGGCUUCCCAUUUCCCCAUCUGGAUCAGAGGACCUAUCCAGUGUGUGCAGCAGCCCCACAUCAAGUCCUAAAACCAAGACUACAGGAUUAUCUCCAGCACAAAAGUCCAGCCUGAUCACAGCCACUCAGCUCCUCAAGACUCACAUGCAGCGCUCUGGCACCGUAUUGUCCCACAAGCAAGCCCAAGCUCAGUUUGCUGCUUUUAUGAAACAAAACAUGCUUGUGAGGAAAAAUCUUCCUCCCGGUACUCCUCCUUGUAUUUUUGUGCCUGUGACCAGUGAUCAGAUGGAGGGCCUGGAGAGGGAUGAGAUGAGACCCCACGGCAAGAGGAGGCAGACCCCGAGCCCAACCCCAAGCAAGGCUUCGAAGAGGGCAAAGAUUAAGGUCACCAUUGUUUCUCAGAGUGAUACUGCUGGAGGAACCAUCAGCACUUCACAAGACGGAAAACCCAUUGGUGUAGCUAUUGGACAAACUGUACCUGGAGCCAAAGAACUCUCUGGACUUCUCACCGGCCAACGGUCUGGUAGUCUCUCAGAGGUAUCUGGUGCCCUGUCCCCAGGCUCCAGCGUACAGCAUUGCAUGGUGUCAGGGUCCUCCACACCAGUCCAGGCGCAAGCUCCGGCCCAAGGUUCUUCCGCCAGCAGUCUGCUACAAGGCCUAAGUUUCAGUCUUCAGGAGAUCGUCACCAAAGCCUCUAGUUUUCCCUCCACAUCAUCCCUCACAGGUGGAACACAGGUGAUCUGUGGGAAGCCUCAGGGUCCGCUCCUGAGCUCUGUUGCCACCAGCGGCAGCAGCACUCUGCUCCGGGCAGUGCCUGUGGUCACAGGAGGAAUGGCUAAGACUACUGCAAUCCACCAGCUCCUCACAAACGGGGGACUGGCCAAACUUGCCAGCAGUUUGCCGGGCUUGGCCCACAUCACCAGCCACACAGCCGGGCAGAAAGCCCCCACAUCUAUUACCGUGACUCUGCGAGGAGCACAGGCACUCAGUGAAGCAUCUCCCAGCCAAGUUGAGGGUGCGACUCCUCCUGGGACACAUGAGCCCAAGUGAUCAUGAGGAUUUCUUACACAACAGAAGGAAACAGUGAAUGGUCACAGACGUAUCUGCCUGCUACUGCACUUGCUCCUGCAACGCCAGCUCUGUGGCCUCAUGGGAACCUGCAUCUCAGUGAGGAGGAUGUUUUGUGUUUUCAACAGUAUUUGCAUAUGUUUGCGCCCAAGUUAGCAUCACUGUAAUUGUCUGUAAUUACUAUCUGUCAUUUGACGAACCCCUCGCAGCUGGUAACAAGAGAGGCUCCCCCACUCUGAUCAACACCCGUCCAUCACACACAGACCAAAAAAUGUCAACCAUAUUCAACUGCAGCUUUAACAUGCAGCUGCAAUGGAGAGCAAUUUCCUCCUGAGAAUGAAUGAGGUAAUUCUGAUGCUGAUUCGGAUCAAAUUAAAACCUUAAAACGUGGGAGUGGAUGGACAACAUUCCUCACCCACUGUUAUAUAAUAACAAAAGAUUAUGUCAUUCUGUGUGAUGUCUCCCCCACACAGGGAGGCAGGGAUGGCAAACAGGAAAUAUCUAAUAGGAAAAUCUUAUUGGUCAUGAGUCAACAGCUCCAACAGUUUGCUUGAAAAAAUCAUUACAAAACUAGACGCUCGCUCUUGGGGUGAUUCAUAAAAUCUUCCUCACCUGCAAUGAUGCUACACAGGAUGAAUCAGUAGUUAUGUUGUGCCUUUGUUCUCACCUAAGUCCCUCAGAAUUAAAUUCAUGAUAACAAUGAUAAAACCUUUUGCUUUGGUCGUGAUACAUGUAAACAGUCCAAAAACGUUUCUCAUGAAUUCAACUAAAUGUUCCAUAGGUUUGUACGGAGCCCUGGAAGUGACAUGCACCAGUUUAUUUAUUUUUUGGAUGUGACAUGCACAACUUCUUUUUUUUUUUUCCUCUAACAGACAUAUGAUUCGCAUCUCAUAUCAACUAUUCUCACCUCUGUGUUUGGGUGCACAUUGUCUCCUGUGUUCGCAUAAAUUCAAUAUCUUGCAUUAUUAAAUGAUUUAAAUAUUCUAAUAACCUGCUAUUUUGCUAUUUCUAUGUUUUUUUCCCCUGGGUUUCCACAUAUAUAAUGGCAUUACAUUCCAGAUAACCUUUUCCAUCUGCGUUAUCAGCCUCAUUAAUAGGUUUGAAAAAUCAAAAACAUUUCCAGUUAAACUCAACAUAUCUCACAAUGUGCUUGUACGAGAAUAUUUUUUUUGUAUUUUGCUUUUAACAGUUUAUCCUGUGAUGAAAAUGGGCAAAGUAUUGGCUGUGACUGCUUUGGCACAUCAUGCUAUCUUCAAGGACCAAAUAGCAGAAACGUAAAUAACUCGCGUCAUACGAAAUGUAAUACUAUCUUUGCACUUUUUGUGAACUAUCUCUGUGAUGUUUGAA